AUGAGUUCAACUCGUGAACUUCUUUCUUUUCUUAUAUUAGUUUGCUUCCUUACCGUGCUAGAUAUUUUAAGUUCACUAAUGUCUUCUGCUAACAAUAAACCAAAUCAAUCUCCUACUAUAACAACUACAACUAACAACAAUAAUAAUCCAUCAUCUCCAAUUGAAGGACCAAGUAGUAAUAAUAUACCUCAACAAACACAAGAGCUCACUAGUGAUGAAUUACUUACUUUACAUCAUUUAAGACAAUAUCCAGUAUUAACAUCAACCAAAAACGCCAUUGAAUUAAUUCCAUUAAGUAAAAGUGUAUUUUCACUUAUGGGUAAUUCAUUUUCUUUUGCUAGAAGUUAUCAACCUAUGAAAUAUGUAGUUGGUAAAAGUGAUAAUUUUACAAAUAGAAUACUUGACGAAGUAGACAAAUGGUUUCCAAGUUUACAAACAACUGAAAUUCAAGAUAUUACCGAUCCCAUUACAAAACCAGUUAGUAGUACUGUUGAAAGUGUUCAAAAAGGGAUUGUUACAGUUAAUGAUUCCGUCAACAAGAAUUUUGUCGAGCCGACAAAGAGUGCAUUGGGAACGGUUAAAGAGGAGUUUCAAAAUAAAGUAUAUGACUCUGAAGGUAAAGGUAUCAUUUCCAGUCAAGCUGAUCCAUUAAUUGGUCCAUUUAAUCAAACUUUAGAACAAUUUGUUGAAAAUCAUUUCCCAAAUAGUAAAAAAAUUCCUAAUGAAGGUCAUGCUAGUGAAAUUUCAAGAACUUUUAAAAUUGUUGGUAAUAUGAUGUCAAGAGGUGGCGAUAAUCUGAAAGAAAAAGAUAAACCCGAUAAUAAAUGA
Candida tropicalis MYA-3404 is the source of this 828-nucleotide messenger RNA. RefSeq lists its product as uncharacterized. The record is from RefSeq and is a predicted model, not a curated record. Bases 1 to 828 code for a protein of 275 amino acids. The transcript has a single exon. Lineage: Eukaryota; Fungi; Ascomycota; Pichiomycetes; Serinales; Debaryomycetaceae.